This is a messenger RNA of Xyrauchen texanus (razorback sucker), 3730 nucleotides long. Its product is annotated as kinesin light chain 1-like. Gene Ontology annotation, biological process: microtubule-based movement. Gene Ontology annotation, molecular function: kinesin binding. The record is from RefSeq and is a predicted model, not a curated record. Bases 173 to 2026 code for a protein of 617 amino acids. The transcript has 16 exons. Lineage: Eukaryota; Metazoa; Chordata; Actinopteri; Cypriniformes; Catostomidae. Gene Ontology annotation, cellular component: cytoplasm; kinesin complex; membrane-bounded organelle.
CGCAGUAAGUGCGCAGGACUGGUCCAGUUCUCGGUGACGUUGGCCUCUACUGGUGCUGUUCUGAAAAUGUCAUGUAUUUCCUUUAAUUUUGGGCUUGAUUUAAUACGGUACCGUACAUCAUUGCUGUGGUCGGAUUUCUGAUCGUAACAGGCUUCCUGAGCUCAAGCAGAGCAUGUCCACCAUGGUGUACCCUCAUGGUGAGAGACUAGAGAAGCUUACACAGGAGGAGAUCAUCUCCAGCACUAAACUUGUCAUUCAGGGUCUGGAAGCUCUGAAGAGUGAGCACAACUCCAUCUUGCAAAGUCUGGUGGAAACCAUUCAGUGUUUGAAGAAGGAUGAGGAGGCCAGCUCAGUUCAUGAAAAGUCCAACCUCCUCCGCAAGUCUGUGGAGAUGAUUGAGCUGGGGCUGGGCGAGGCACAGGUGAUGAUGGCUCUGUCCAACCACCUGAAUGCGGUGGAGUCUGAGAAACAGAAGUUGCGUGCUCAGGUACGACGGCUGUGUCAGGAGAACCAGUGGCUGCGAGAUGAGCUGGCAAAUACGCAGCAGAAACUGCAGAAGAGUGAGCAGAACGUCGCACAGCUGGAAGAGGAGAAGAAACAUCUGGAGUUCAUGAACCAGCUUAAGAAAUAUGACGAUGGCGUCUCGCCAGUGGAAGAAAAAAAUGGAGAAACUCCAAAAGAUUCUCUGGAUGAUCUGUUUCCCAAUGAUGAAGACUACCAGGGCCCGCACCAGCACAACAGCGCUGCAGUUGCGGCCGCUCAGCAGGGCGGGUACGAGAUCCCCGCCCGCCUGCGAACGCUCCACAACCUGGUGAUCCAGUAUGCGUCUCAGGGCCGCUACGAGGUGGCCGUGCCGCUGUGCAAACAGGCACUGGAGGAUCUGGAGAAAACCUCCGGACACGACCAUCCGGAUGUAGCUACCAUGCUCAACAUCCUGGCCCUGGUCUACAGGGACCAGAAUAAAUACAAGGAAGCGGCUCAUCUCCUUAAUGAUGCCCUGGCAAUCAGAGAAAAGACCCUGGGCCAUGAUCACCCAGCUGUGGCAGCCACCCUCAACAACCUGGCAGUGCUGUAUGGAAAAAGAGGAAAAUACAAAGAAGCAGAACCGCUGUGUAAGAGAGCACUGGAGAUCAGAGAGACGGUCUUGGGGCGGGAGCAUCCAGAUGUGGCAAAGCAGCUGAAUAAUCUGGCGCUGCUGUGUCAGAAUCAGGGGAAGUACGAGGAGGUGGAGUAUUAUUACUGCAGAGCUCUAGAUAUCUAUGAGAAAAGACUCGGACCAGACGACCCCAACGUCGCAAAGACCAAGAACAACCUGGCGUCGUGCUAUCUGAAACAGGGCAAAUACAAGGAAGCAGAGAUCCUGUACAAAGAGAUCUUGACACGAGCCCAUGAGAAAGAGUUUGGAUCUGUUGAUGCCGAGAAUAAACCCAUCUGGAUGCACGCUGAAGAGAGAGAAGAGAGCAAAGCAAAGAUGUCUGAGGGCAAUCAUUAUGGAGAAUAUGGCGGCUGGUAUAAAGCCUGCAAGGUGAACAGUCCCACAGUAAACAGCACACUGAAGAAUCUGGCCGCUCUGUACCGUAAGCAGGGGAAACUGGAGGCAGCCGAGACUCUAGAGGAGUGUGCCAUGAGAUCUCGCAGACAGGGAGGGUCAAUGGACCCCCAGAGAGAUGGAGAAAGGCGGAGGAGCACUGCAUCCUUGUCCAGUGUGAAGUACGACUGCGGCAGCGACACCAGAGAUGAAGGCAGUGUGGAGUGGAAUGGGGAUGGAACUCUCAGGAGAAGCGGCUCUUUUGGAAAACUCAGGGAAGUUCUGCGCAGAAGCAGUGAGUUGCUGGUGAAGAAAAUCCAAGGAACGAUGCCACCAGAACCUUGCAACACCAACAUGAAGCGAGCAGCAUCACUCGGAUACCUGAACAGUAAUGGAGAUAACGACUCUUUUCAGGAUUUUGCGAUAAACAGGACUUUGAGAAACAGCAGACCUCUUAGCUCAAGCACAGUGGAGCUUUACAAGAGCACAGACCAAUGAAAACAACACAGCAAACACAUUUCCUUGUGGAAACUUUAACAGAGUUGAACAUAUUGGAAGCUUUCGUUUGUGUGAUUUACACAGUUAUGCAUUCUGUCUCACUCAUAUAAAUCAUGCAUUUUUCUCUUUCUUAAUAAGUUUAGACAGAAAUGAAUAUUCUGUCAUAAUUUUUUCACCAUUAAGUUGUUCCAAACACAUACGUCUUUCUUUCUUCUAUGGAACACAGAAGAAAUUGAGCAGAAUGUUCACAUUGUUCCACUCCAUACAACUCCAACUGGACGAAAAGUAUCAUUGAAGUAGUCUUUAUGACUUGUGUGCUACACAAUGCUCCAACACCAUUGGUCCUCAUUAGGGUUGAGAUUCUCGAACGAAUGACUAUUAUGAAACCAGUUCUUUUGAAACACAGCACGACCCGUCUAGUCUGAUUCCCGAAUUAAUGAGUCUUAUGAGUCGGUUCUUUUGAAUCUACACCACAAAACAUUCAACGCAACCAAUGUAGUGGCUGAAGCUGGAACUAAAGUUGCGAUGACUGUCAGAUUAAUCACGCUGUGAAUUUGGCGACAGUGCUUCUAAAAUCUACCUGUGCUUAGUGAAAUUUGAAUCACUGCCCCCAGUGGCCAAAGCUGGAAGUGUUGUUGAGGUGAAACAUUCACAGGGUGCUGCCAAAAGCUAGCUGUAAAUUAUGUUAUAUGAUUAAUUAUUUAAUGCAUUGAACAAAAAUUAUUUUAUUAACUCUACCCCCUAGCCCACACCACAGACCUAAACUAACCCAUUUAAGUAGAAGAAAGAUCAGAGAUACACCUGCCUCAUUCUCUCAGGUAUUAAAUAUCCCAUUGACACAUGCUUAGCAGUGAAAUUUGACCUCAUAUGACCUACAAACCAAAAGAAAGCAAGCAGAGAAGUGUUAGAGAGGUGUCAUUUUAAUGCCAGUCUUUGGGAAAUCUUUUUUUUUUUUUCAGUUGCUUACUUAUUUUGUUACAAUUGACCUAUUUUAUAGAUAGUUGCCCCCAAGAUAGCUCAUCUGUAACUGCAGAUACUCUGUGCAAGCCUUUUUUUUUCUUGUAAUUUUUCAUUGCAGAUUUACAGCAUAUUACACAUCACAGUUUGGAAUAUGGAAUCUGAAUAUAUGGAAUGCACAUGUGUCACAGUGCAUGAUUUCAAUGAUUUGUUUUUGUAUAAUGAUUGAGAACCAGUUUCAUUGUUAAAAAGAACUUGAUUUAUGUUCAAGAAAAAAACUAAUGAUCCUGUCUAGAGUUUUUAGGAAUCAUCUCAUGCUCCAGUGUCCAUAGACUGCUCAAAUAUAUAUAUGUUUGUUUCUGAAUAUGAGAGCAACUUUUUGGCAAAUUAAAAUCACUUGCUGCGCAAAAGCUGUACCCCUAUUUGAUGUGUGUGUUUACAUCUGGAAGACAUAUUUUUUAGGUUGUUUGCUUAUCUGUAAUGCGUCCAGGGGCGUAGAUUCCAUGGGGGAUGGGGGUAGGUAACCCACCCCCAAUAAUCAAAACAAGCAAAAACAUGUUGUCUAUAAGUAUGUCUUAUAGACAACAGAAAGGAAACGUCUUACAGAUUGCAGAUGAGCAAACAAACUAAAGAAAUAUGUCUUCCAGUCUGGGUGAUGUACGUGUGUCAUCAGGGUUGUAAGUCUGAUCGUUUGAAGAUGUUUACCUGAUGUUAAUUAGAAUGUGGUGCUUUCCAGAUUAAACUGAA